GGCCGACUGCUCUAAAAAAUGGGAUUGGGUUAUGUUUACUUAAAAAUCAAGAGAAAAUGGUGCUUAUUUUUUGUAUCAAUGUAUUUGGAGACUUAAGAAAUUUUGACUUUGACAUCAAGAUACAGUAUUCUAAUCUAAGUAGUUUCUUGGUGUAGCUUAGGCAUUAUUUUCGUUUACUAUCCAGGUGGACGUCCAGACAGACAUGAUAAGAUUUUAUUACUUCAUUCUAAUCAAAAACUUAUAUACCACAAUUUCUGACUGUUACAAAUAUAUUCACAAAAACAUAAUACCCUGAAUUGAAAUUUGCAAUUUAAUUAGGGUAAUGGUAUCAUUAAUUGUACACCAAACAUCGGGAUCUAUUUGAUAUUAAUAGCUCUCUGAUGUGGAAAUAUCGCUUAAGAUACAUUUGUACACAUGCUUCCACAACUAUUCUAUAGUGGAGUGUCAUCCGAGUACAAUGGCUUUGCGGAUCUUUCUUAUUGCUUGCGCUAUUAUUCAGCUCUGGAUAACUCUCAAGCCCAGUUACCAUGAAGCUGAGGCUAUUGAGUUCAAGAUGACAAAUCUGGUUUGCGAGACUCUCAAUAAGUCAUGGAUGGUCUUCCAUAAAUGCAGACUUCGGGCCGUCAGUCGUAAUAAGACUUGCAUGUAUUUGAAUGGAACUAUUCUGCAUCCUGCGUAUAAAAUUCAUACCCGAGUUGAAGUCUUUCAAAAGGCCAAUGGCUACAAACCAUGGCUCAUUAAUACGACUGUUGAUGUCUGCCGUUUUAUGAAGAAACCCUUUAAUCCAGUGGCAAUAGCCAUAGCAAAACUUUUCAUAGAAUUCUCCAAUUUUAACCACACGUGUCCUUAUCUGGGGCCACAAAUCGUCGAUGGAUUUUAUCUCAGAUAUAAAUCUCUGCCACAUGGUAUGCCAACUGGCGAAUAUCUUUUGAGCUUAACUUGGAAUUUUGACUGGAAACCACAGUUUAUAACAAACAUUUACUUUAAAUUCACAGAAGACCUAAAGGCGGAUGCUUAAAUGUUCGAUUUGUAUUAAAGUCGUCUAUAUAUUGCACACAUGUGAAAUCUAAUGAAUCUAUUGAAAUUGAUCAUACGUUCGAGUGGGUUUUAGUAAUUUAACUAUUUUCCAAAAAUGUAUUUAGUCGAUGUAGUCAAGCAGAACAUGUGCUUAUAAUUGAAAAUGAUUUGCACAAGAUUUUUUACCUAAUAGAAUUCAGAAGAAAUAUGUUUUUUUAAUAUGUCCGACCAGCCUAUAUGCCAAUUGUAAAACCAGCUUCCAGAGUGCUCCUUCAUCCCAACAAUGUGAUCCCUGCAUCAAUUGGUAGGCAAAAUGAGUCUUUUCCCUCUGUCUCUCUUUCUCUCUCUCUCUCUCUUUCGUUUAGCAAAACCCGAAAUUGUCCUUUUCUCUCUCGGAUUAAUUUGACUUAGCGCAAAUUCUCUGAGUAUCAUAAAUUCCGUUAAUUACAAAUGAUUUGCUAAGAUACAAAAAUAUAUAACAACCAUUUGUAUAAUUUGAUAAA
Messenger RNA from Drosophila mojavensis, 1520 nucleotides. RefSeq lists its product as uncharacterized. The transcript is spliced from 3 exons. The coding region runs from base 458 to 1018 and encodes 186 amino acids. NCBI's taxonomy places the organism in Eukaryota, Metazoa, Arthropoda, Insecta, Diptera, Drosophilidae. The record is from RefSeq and is a predicted model, not a curated record.